UUUUGUUGUUGUUCGCUUUCAUAACCUUUUCCUCAUAGGAAUUUUGUUAAAAUUUAGUUAUAGUUUUUAAAUUGUUAAUUAUAAUAAAGUUAUGUCUUUUAAAGUUUUAUUAUCCACUGCGGAUAAUGUGUGGGCACAAGCUGUGCGCCACUAUGGUAAACAUAACAAAAAAUUUCUUUACAAAGAUGGCCAAAGAUAUGGAAAUAUUAUUUACUAUCCCAGAAAUCCCAACCACCAGGAUCCACCUGUAGAACCAGCUAAGCUUUUCAGAGUGCAACGUAUUAAGCCCGUUAAAGGCAAUCCCUACUGGGAGAAACAUUUACUUAAAGAAUUUGGUUUGGAUGGUAAACAAGGUGAUUUUACUGUGGUAAAAAAUAUUCCCGAAAUAAAUGCCCGUUUAUGGAAAAUCAAACAUCUUAUUAAAGUUACUCCCAUUACAUUUCCCCAUGGAGAGCCCUCAGAGAACGACAUUAAACACACAGUGGUCAAAGCCAAUGGUGAAUGUAUAGUAACCAAAGAAAUUGGUCCAGUAGAAGAAAGGGUAGAAGCUUUGGAGUCAUUUGAAAAUGAUCCCAAACGUCUGGAUACAGAUUUGUUGAAAAGAGAUUCGCGCCUUAAGUGGCAGAAUCCCUGGUAAAGGUGUAAAUCGUUUAUAACAUUUUCUUUAUUAAACUUAGUAAACUAUAUAAAUACAAGAAAAGUAAAAAAAUA
Lucilia cuprina (Australian sheep blowfly) is the source of this 711-nucleotide messenger RNA. RefSeq names its product 39S ribosomal protein L30, mitochondrial (gene mRpL30). The record is from RefSeq and is a predicted model, not a curated record. Bases 92 to 637 code for a protein of 181 amino acids. Gene Ontology annotation, cellular component: mitochondrion; large ribosomal subunit. The transcript has 2 exons. Lineage: Eukaryota; Metazoa; Arthropoda; Insecta; Diptera; Calliphoridae. Gene Ontology annotation, biological process: translation. Gene Ontology annotation, molecular function: structural constituent of ribosome.